Molecule: messenger RNA, 1629 nt
Organism: Notolabrus celidotus (New Zealand spotty)
Lineage: Eukaryota; Metazoa; Chordata; Actinopteri; Labriformes; Labridae
Gene: taf7
Product: TAF7 RNA polymerase II, TATA box binding protein (TBP)-associated factor
Exons: 12
Coding region: 190-1275 (361 amino acids)
Biological process (GO): RNA polymerase II preinitiation complex assembly; transcription initiation at RNA polymerase II promoter
Cellular component (GO): transcription factor TFIID complex
Molecular function (GO): RNA polymerase II general transcription initiation factor activity
Source: RefSeq, a predicted model, not a curated record
UUCCGAGGAGGACUUGAACGCAUCACGUGCCCUGACAAGCAGCGCUCGCUUUCACAGCCACUGAAAUGUUAGCUCUGCGUCAUUAGCUUGAGUUUUAACCUAAAACAUCAUACUUACUCUCGCUUGCUUGAGUUUUAAUGAAUAUAUAAAGCAAAUUGACCCAGCAGCGUUUCCAAGAAGCAGACGAAAAUGACAUCUAAACAGAAAGGGAAGGUCGGCUCCAAGAGUAAGGAGGAUGCUCCUUAUGAGUUGGAGAGCCAGUAUAUCCUGAGGCUUCCUUUGGAGUACGCCUCAACAGUGAGGAGGAUUGCCCAGUCCAGCAGUAUGAACAUGAAAGACAGACUCACCAUCGAGUUACAUCCUGAUGGUCGACACGGCAUAGUGAGAGUUGACCGCGUCCCUUUGGCCUGUAAGCUGGUGGAUCUGCCCUGUAUGAUUGAGUCUCAGAAAACAGUUGACAAGAAGACAUUUUACAAGACAGCUGAUGUUUGCCAGAUGCUGGUGUGCACACUAGAUGGAGACCUUUACCCUCCUCUAGAAGAGCCAACUGGCACUGACCCUAAGAGCAAGAAGAAGGACAAAGACAAGGACAAGAAAUUUGUUUGGAACCACGGCAUAACCUGUCCUAUGAAGAACACGCGCAAGAGAAGAUUCCGGAAGACUGCAAAAAAGAAGUACAUUGAAUCUCCUGAUGUGGAAAAGGAAGUGAAGAGAUUGCUGAGCACAGAUGCUGAGGCUGUCAGUGUCCGGUGGGAGAUCAUAGCAGAGGAUGAGUCCAAGGAAGCAGAUCAGCACGGCUCUCUAGCCAACCUGGACUCGUCACCGGGCACUUCAGGACAUAAGAUGGGUCAUGGGUCUUCUGCCCAGCGCGACGAACUGAGGGAGAUCUUCAACGACAUCAGCAGCUCCAGCGAGGAUGAGGAAGACGAAGGGGACCGUCACGAGGACGAGGACCUGAACAUCAUGGACACUGAGGAUGAUCUGGUUGGACAGCUCCAAGACAAACUCAAUGAGUCUGAUUCAGCGCAGCAUGAAAGCGACAGAAACAGCCAGAUAGUUAUGGAGUAUCAGGUGCAGAUCAACAACGUCAAAGGCAAGCUUCAGGACACCCGCGCCCGCAAGAAACAGCAAGAGGAGCUCAUCAUGAAAGUGGAAAACCAGGCCCUCAAAAACCGCUUUCAAGCUUUGUUGGACGAGAUUAUUCAGCAGGAGGAGAGAGAGAUGGAGCAGCUGGCCUCCCUGCAGGAGCAGCUGGACUCUCUGAUAGAGAAGUGACCACUAGGGGGCAGCAUCAUGUCAUCAUCUGCCACUAAUGAACAGGAGUGAAGAGGAAGAGGAGGAGAAGAAGAGCCUUCAUCCAUGGAGAAGGAAGUUUUCAUUAGCUGGCUAUCAGUUUAUUUUUUUAUGCAUUACAUAUGCGGCAUACUGAUCUGUGUGUGAAAAGUUGUUUUUUUUAUUGAGUUGAAAACUUUGUUAAUCAUUGCUGUACAGUUUGCUUUAAUCAUAACAACAUCAAAAGUUGUCUGUUUUUUCUUGUUGAAUAAAACCUUACUUAUGUGUGAUGUUAUAUUGUAUCACCCACUACAGAAAUAAAAUACAGGGAUACACAAAAUGUCCAAGAAAUGGAAA